AUGGCUCAAACCCCCGACCAAUGGUAUCAUGUGGAGGGAACCAUGAACCCUGGUGACCACACUUCGAGAGGAAUAUCAGCUGAUUCUUUGUUGAACUGCGAGAAGUGGCUAUUGGGGCCAGAGUUCCUAUGGAAUCCUAUGCAUCACUGGAUAAAAGAGCUUGGUGCUUCAAUUGCUAUUCAGGACGAAGACCCGGAAGUUAAACCUAAUCCAGUGGUGGAGUUCAACGAGAAGUUGUCAGCAGCAGCAGCAGUGGUGGUCUUGCCAAUUUUAUCAGAUUAUUUCCAGAGGUUCUCUUGCUGGUAUCCCUUGAAGAAGUCGUUUGCUUGGAUCUUGCGCUAUCGAAACAAUCUCCUGAUGGCGGCUAAGAGUAGAAAAGGGAGCGCUCAGCCGAAGACCUUACAAGAGAAACAUUCACCAAUUACUCUUGAAGAAAUGGAAAAUGCCGAGAAAGCAACUCUGAAAAAUGUCCAGCAAGAAGCCUUCCCCGAGGAGUUUAAUGAGCUCAAUAAAUUCAGCGGUAGCAAACGCGUCAAACGUAGCAGUUGCCUUUUCAAACUGGACCCGAUCUUGGAGGACGGUUUGUUGCGCGUGGGCGGAAGAUUGGCUCGUGCUCGCUUCUCGUAUAACGCAAUGCAUCAAUUAAUCCUGGCCAAAAAGAACCACGUCUCAAGCCUUACCAUCGACUAUUUUCACAAGCUUUCAGGUCAUUUAGGAAGACAUGUGUUGAGUAUGAUACGCCAGAAAUACUGGAUUAUCCAAGGAAAUUCCAUGGUGGGAAGAGUCCUGACGAGUUGCUAUAGCUGUCGCCGGCAAGAAGCACCCUUUUGCCAGCUGAAAAUGGCUGAUCUGCCGAACGAUCGCUUGGUUCCCGACAAGCCACCAUUCACGACAGUUGGAGUGGACUGUUUUGGCCCCUUUCAAGUGCGCCGUUCCAGAAGCCUCGUUAAAAGAUUUGGUGUUAUCUUUACAUGCCUAACAGUUCGCGCGGUUCGUAUUGAAGUGGCCCAUAGCCUCGACACCGACUCAUUCCUGCUCGCACUUAGAGGAUUCAUCCCAAGAAAAGGCCAGGUUAAAGAGAUACGCUCGGACAACGGGUCAAACUUUACAAGCGGAGAGCGUGAGCUAAGUGAGUCGAUCCAGGCCUGGAACCAGGACAAGAUUUCAGAUGAGAUGUUACAAAGAAACGUCAAAUGGAAUUUCAAUCCCCCGUGCGGCUCACACCACUGA
Stylophora pistillata is the source of this 1230-nucleotide messenger RNA. RefSeq lists its product as uncharacterized. Gene Ontology annotation, molecular function: nucleic acid binding. The record is from RefSeq and is a predicted model, not a curated record. Lineage: Eukaryota; Metazoa; Cnidaria; Anthozoa; Scleractinia; Pocilloporidae.